Drosophila hydei is the source of this 1203-nucleotide messenger RNA. Its product is annotated as SPRY domain-containing SOCS box protein 3. The record is from RefSeq and is a predicted model, not a curated record. Gene Ontology annotation, cellular component: SCF ubiquitin ligase complex. Gene Ontology annotation, biological process: proteasome-mediated ubiquitin-dependent protein catabolic process. Gene Ontology annotation, molecular function: protein binding. NCBI's taxonomy places the organism in Eukaryota, Metazoa, Arthropoda, Insecta, Diptera, Drosophilidae. The transcript is spliced from 3 exons. Bases 160 to 1188 code for a protein of 342 amino acids.
CUCCAUUGAAACACAGAAGUAAACAAAACAAAAGUUCUCGCUCUCUUGAAUUUGUAAUUUAUUGAGCUGCAAAUCGAUAAGCAACUCAGUUGCAUUGCGAUCUCGUUAGUGAGUGGAUCGUCGGCAGGAUCAAGCAAUUUGAAAAUAAAACUCAUCAAAAUGCUGUCGCUACCAAGCACCGAUCAGGACCUGCGCUGUCCUGGUUUCUGCGAUUGUCGCUUUCCCAGCUGCAUUGAUAUAGCCAACCACAAACGAAACAUUCCUGAUCUGGUCACGUGUUGCUGUGGAGAGGACAGUGGGAAUGGUCUGCAGUGGCAGUGGCAUCAAGCGGAAGAAUCCGAUGCCCAAGUCAUUGGCAGAGAUAUCGUCUUCCAUCCCACCUACAGUCAAGGCACGGCCAUUGUGCGUGGCGAACAGCCGCUGCAGCAGGACAAAGUUCACUUCUGGGAGAUGCGUGUUAUUACGGUGCUGGCUGGUACUGAUGUGAUGUUUGGCAUAGGCACCGGUAGCGUUAAUCUGGAACAAUUCAAAUUCCAUUUCGUCUCUGCCCUGGGCACUAAUGCCCAAUCCUGGGGCUACUCCUACAACGGUAAAAUCCAGCAUUGCGGUGAUCAGUUGCCGUAUGGCCAAAAGUUUUCUCAGGGCUGUUUGGUGGGCAUCUAUCUGGAUCGCACGCGUGGCCAUUUGGAAUUCUUUUUGAAUCGUCGCUCCCUAGGCGUGGCCUACACGAACAUACCAACAGAUCCACAUGUCAAAAUCUAUCCGAUGGUCUGCUCCACAGCUGCCAGGUCUGUCAUCCGCUUGAUUAACUCCACCUCACAACCAGCGACGCUACAGCUGCGCGCAUUCGAAUCACUUGCCAAGCAGCCGCAAAAACUCGAUGAACUGCGUCAAAUGCCUGGCCUGAAAAGCAUUAUGCAAUCCUAUUGGUUUCUAGCGCCACCCGUACGCUAUUCCAGAUGCUCUACAAAUCUGGACUUGGACUUAGGAGACGAGGCGGUGCUAUCAAGCUCCAAGCUACGUUUGGGCCGAAAACAAAAAUAUAGAGAGACCGAUGAUGUCAGUAUCGAUGAGGAUCUAUAUGCGAACGCGCACAAAAUUCCAGUGCGGCGCAACGACAGCGGCGAUGAGGAAUAUGCCUCAUCCAUUCACGAGUUCUGUGAUGAAUAUUUUUACAAUUUGUUAUAGCUGGAGGAUAUCGGC